Messenger RNA from Branchiostoma floridae (Florida lancelet), 3735 nucleotides. RefSeq names its product FYN-binding protein 1-like. Gene Ontology annotation, cellular component: plasma membrane. The transcript has 13 exons. Gene Ontology annotation, molecular function: protein binding. NCBI's taxonomy places the organism in Eukaryota, Metazoa, Chordata, Leptocardii, Amphioxiformes, Branchiostomatidae. Gene Ontology annotation, biological process: protein localization to plasma membrane; integrin-mediated signaling pathway. The record is from RefSeq and is a predicted model, not a curated record. Bases 312 to 1985 code for a protein of 557 amino acids.
GUAUGCAAAUUUUCCCCUGCAAAGUAAGUCCCCAGUGAGAGCCAGAACCCGGAAGUGACAAUUCACAAAUUGUUUUUACUUUCGUUCUGCGUCAAAUUUUAGGGCGUAGAAGUUAACUUUUGGGUAAGAUAUGCGGAAGGGAUGAUUUUUGGCACCUUAUAAACUUAAAUGGAAAUUCUGCUUGGCGUUUUGUUGACAUCUUGAGCCCGAAACGUGGACUUGGGUCGGAGAACUCUUCUCUUGAUCAGGAAAUCAUUUCCUUGCAGUAAAACUUGUUUUUGUCGUGGCAAGAACUCACCUAGAACUUCAGCAUGGAGGAUGGAGACGAUAUCUACGACGAUCCCAAAAGUCUCCAAAGCAACCAGACGUCUGUGAAAGCCAUUGCACAGAUGUUUGCCAAGCAGCAAGUUGAGCCUGUGAAGCCUGCUCCCCAGCCUAUUGUACCCAAGAAAACAUGGAAGCCUCCCGUAAACACCGGAGGCACCGCCACCCCCAUCAUCAUGAUGAAACCACCGACAACAAAAAAGCCAGACGUUGCCUCUAAGCCGGAGCCACACCCCCACAAGCCUGCUGUUCCAAAGAGAUUGCCAGGACCUCGUGGUAUGAAAGCCGGUGUGGGCAUCUCGAUGGAUGAACUGAAACAAACGAUUCAGAAGAAGUCAACUGGAUCUCACUCGGAUCUGACGGGAUCAAAGCCGCAGGUUCCGCGCAGGUCUCCUCAGACUGCGGUCAGCCCGACGGUCCCGCGAAUCCCCCCCAAGCACGUGAACAACAGUCCUAAAGCGGCACAUGACAACGAGAGAAUACCAGUGCCCAACCAACGCGCAAGUCCAACAGAAAACAACAGUGAAAAGGGCGCCCUACAGCCGCUGCCGCCAUUGGAGGUUCUCGGAGAGCCACCCAAGAAGCCGGCGCGGCCACCAGAGGUACAGCUGCCUGAGGUCCAUGCGGAGGGACAGAACCGGAGAUCACUUCCUCCUCCCCCAACUGGUCCUGAUGAAGUGUUUGAGGAGGAUGAAGAUGGUGACAUGUAUGAAGAUGUGGAGACAGCCAGGGCACGGCUCAACAAGGAAAGGCAAGAGGCAAGCGAGGAAAUACAACCCAUGGAGGAUGAAGAGGAUGUGUACGAGGAUACAGAGAACCGCCCUCCCCCACUGCCUAGUCCUAGAACACCUGGUCUGCCCAUGCCGUCUCCUGUCCCGUCUGCCCUGCAUGGGAUGGGUCUCCCUGCCACACCCAGACAUGAGGAACCUGAACCUGACAAUGAUGAAACAUAUGAUGACAUUUGUCCUAACAAUCAGCAGAGAAGAAAUGAGAGUGAGGAGGAAGGUGAGGAUGAGGACUUGUACGAGGGGCUGGAUGAAGUUCAAGAGCAGGUCUCACAGCUGGAUAGAAGGAUGGGGACUUUCUCUCACCUUACCUCUCGCCUCUGGGGUUCCAAUGGGCAAGUCUCAAAGGGUGCCUGUGGUAAAAGUGAGUCGACAGAAGAUAUCCUGGACAAGGACAAGAAGGCUCGCAAGAAGGAUGAGAAACUGCGGAAGGAACAGGAGAGAAGGGAGCAGAAGGAGAAGGAGGAGAGGGAGAAACGGGAGAAGAAGGAGCAGAAGAGGAGAGAGAAGGAGGAGAAGGAGGUCAAGAAAAAGUUCAAGCUCCGUCCCGAUGACAGACUGGAGGUGCUGAGCAAAGGUCGAGUAUUACACGGCCCCGACAAGACGACAAAACACGACAAGAUGGACCUGCUGGUGAAGGAGGGAGAACUGCUGACCGUGGUGAAAAUGGAGGACUGUCCGGAGGGCAAGUGGCUGGCCAGGAAUGAAGAUGGCAGAUAUGGUUACAUCGUAGCUAACAGUCUGGAGAUGGACACACAUACAGGAAAGAGUUCUAGCAGCAGCUACUUGGGGGUGGAAGAGGAUGAUGAGGGGACUUAUGACGAUUGCAGACCAAGGGAAGAAGAAGAAGAAGAAGAUGUGUAUGAGGAGUUCUAACAAUGACAACUGCACAGGACUACAUACUGGUCAGUAGCUUGGUCAUGGGUGCGUCCAGGGAAGCAAUCAAGGGCCAACAGAGCUAGUCUAAGAAUAGGAUGAUACAAGGCCUUAGCACUAGUAGCACUUGAUGAAGUAGCCAUAUCAAAAUUAUCUUUUAAGUUAGAAUGUGUAUAACCAAGAGUAAAACUCAUUGGGCUUGUAUAUACUUAUAUAUUGAUCAACUAAAAGGUGCAUGGUGUUUGAAUUUUUUAAAUUGUGUAAUGCAGAUCAAAUGUUAAUGAUCAUGCUAUUGUGGAAAUGGUGAUAUUGACACCUUUCACUGCAAUUUUGAAGUAAAAAAAAGUUGACAGUACUAGUAAGUACUACAUUUGUACAUGUGUGCGGUGUAUGUUCAAACUUUCACAGGGUUUUAAAAACACAGUGACAAUCUUUUAGGUUAACAAGAAACCUUUAGCAGCGCACAUGAUACUUUGACAGUAUUUUCUGGUUAAGUGCCGUAAAUUGUAAAUUAACAAAAAUGCCUAGUAUGUAAAAUGCUCUUAUUGGUAAUCUCUUUAUAUUUAAUGCUCUUUUAUAAAAGCUGUCAAUGGAUUUACUAAGUCUGGAAGUUUUAUUACUAUUGCGAUCUGCCAUCUCAACAAUAAGACAAAUCAUAUCUAAAAAUUUAGCUUUAUCUGACUUUAAAAAUUGUAUUUGGUAAUAAAUUCAUUAUUUUAUGAUAACCAAUAGAUAGCCUAACAUUUAAAUGCAGUAGACAAAGGUAAUAUGUAUGGAGAAUUUCAUAUGGUAAAAUCAAUGGCAUGAAAACAUUUGAUGAAAAUAUAUAUUUGACUUUAUUGUAAAAAUAUUGUAUAUCGUCUUAACAUAUGCAUUAGAAAGCAAUGUAAUUGCAUGGCAUUGCAUUAUAUGACAUCACAAAUAACAUUACUGAGUGAAUUGAAUUUGCUUACAUAUUUUCUCUUGCACUUGUAAUACUAAAUAUAACAGUGUACUGACAUUGUAUUCUGCUUUCGAUGCAACAGUUAGGUUCAAAAGAAUGAUGAAUACUUAGUUAGGGCUUGUUUUCAGACAGCCUGUUCUUAAAUUUAGAGGAGGAUGGCUGUCGAUUGAAGUUAUCUGGAUACACUAUUGAAUAGAAAGCACAUUAAGUACUCUCCAAUCAGAGUUAAGAUGCGUUGAACAAUUCAUAUCAGUCUUACUUGCUUUAAAAUCAUAUUUUGUACAUCAAUUAUGUAACACCGAAAUGUAUUACAGUGUCCCAAUGCUGAAUUGUAAUUAAUAACAGUUGCACUGAAUUCAAGGUGACUAAGCAUUUGGACGUGGAAGAUUCGUAAGAGAAAGUGGGAAAAUUGAUAAACUAUGUUCUCUUGGUAUUUGAUAUUAAAAUUGUACGACUGAGAAUUUGUAGACCUCACCAAAAGGUGACAGAUGUAGUACAUGGUGAGCAUGUACAUGAGACAAUUUGGUUGUGAUAGUCUACACUCUACAGCUUGUAUCUUAAAUGUAGUUUGUUGGUUUGUCAAUUGGGCCUAUUAAGUAGAAUUGUUAUGUGAUGUCUUUGGUCUUUAUUUGUAAACCAGAUUUACUGACUUAAAUAUAUUACAGUUGAUAAUCACAUAUUCAUUGGUAUUGUUAAAUGUUAAGGCAUUUUAGUGAUACCUUGUAUUAUCAGAAUAUCAGUUACAUUUUCACCCCAUAAUCAUAUAUUCCAUUUUGUUCAAUAAACAGAUUUCUAAAAUUUUGAAAA